Coregonus clupeaformis (lake whitefish) is the source of this 3096-nucleotide messenger RNA. Its product is annotated as transcription factor-like 5 protein. The record is from RefSeq and is a predicted model, not a curated record. Lineage: Eukaryota; Metazoa; Chordata; Actinopteri; Salmoniformes; Salmonidae. Gene Ontology annotation, molecular function: DNA-binding transcription factor activity, RNA polymerase II-specific; protein dimerization activity; RNA polymerase II cis-regulatory region sequence-specific DNA binding. The coding region runs from base 964 to 1725 and encodes 253 amino acids. The transcript has 6 exons. Gene Ontology annotation, biological process: regulation of DNA-templated transcription; spermatogenesis. Gene Ontology annotation, cellular component: nucleus.
GUCAGUUGGUAAAAUUCUGAACACGAGCCUGUUUUAAAACGACGAUUUUGAUAAUUUAAUGAAAUUAUAAUUGAAGACUAUUUUAAAUACAAAUAUAUCCAUCUAUUCAGGAUGUCGAAGUCUUUGGCUUGUAAAACCAUUCAUGUGUCACCUGCAUUGGGGCAGUAUAACCCCGAUUCUGUGGAGGUGAUCAUGAGCCAAAACGGCUGUGUUCCAAAUGAUCAAAGCCAGAUUUUGGGCACUGAGCUCAACCUGAUGGAGAUGACAGAAGUGGAGUACACCCACCUUCAGCACAUCAUCCAGUCACACAUGGAGGCACAGGCGGCUGGUCCAGAGGGAUCUGGAGAUGCCCGGUUCAACACUACCGUAUUCACUGUGGAAAGCCCCGCACCCCAACCUACGACCACAAACUGCGAAGCAGAAUACCCAGCAAAGUCUCCACUGAACACUCCACCUGAUGUCAUAUCAACUUCAACUGAUGAGCAGCAGUACAUUUUCGGCGACUUGAACCAGGGUGGACAGGUUGACAUCAAGGAAAUUAAAAUGGUAUUGGUCAGUGACGGGAAUGUUAUACCUGGAGAAAGGACCCCCACCACUUGCGGUGAAGUCCCCGGCUCUGUGUUGGCUAAAGUCAGGAGUGCAGUGGAUGCGACCCAAGAACGCGGCUUGGAAGCAUACAACAACGGUAGCACACAGCUAUUGUCCAGGCCCAACCCACCCGCCCGAGUUCGCUUGGAGAAGAGGUUCAACUGCACCCCCUGUGACAUCCCCAGACAACAGGAUGUGCAAUCAGCAGCUCUUAGCAAGAAAGUUUUAUCCCUCAAUUUUGAGUGACGAUAAUGUAGGCCUAUACUAGCCAUACUUUGUUUAUAGCUGUAAAUUAUCUACUACGGUACUAAAAACACGUUGUCAUAGAAGGACUGAGUUACUCAACAUUUGUCUUUCUUUUACAGUUUUUUGACAAUGCUUCAUCACUCCAAUGAGGCGCAAGAAGCAGCAAUGCAUCCACAACCGCAGAAGUGGGUGAGGUCAGAUCGUGGCAACCCUAUUGAGCUGUCAUACCCAUAUGGAAGCAUGUUCAACCCCAUCGCUGGCGCCCGUCAAGGGUUUGGGAUGGUCCCUCAUAUGCUUGAACCCAAUAAGCAUCAAGGGUUGAUCAUUCCAAAGAACUUCACAUUCAGCUAUCGGCCAGACAAGAUGCCUGACAAAGUUCCAUGCGUCAACAUCCCCAACCCAACAGAGGAGAAAGUUUGGGUGAAGGUGGAAGAUGAUGCUGUGGCGAAGACUGCUAAACGCGGUAGGACCCGUGGACCCUGUGCUGUCAAGGCCCCCGGCAUUGUCCCAAACUCAGUGGAGGGAAGAGCAGCUGGAGGAGCAGGCACCAGGAAGAGAGGAGGGCCACCAGUGGAAAGUAGCCAGCGCAGAGAGAGGCACAACAGCAAGGAGCGGGACCGCAGGAGGAGGAUCCGCUUCUGCUGUGAUGAGCUGAAUGUGCUGGCGCCGUUCUGUAACCACGAGACGGACAAAGCCACCACCCUGCAAUGGACCACCGCCUUCCUCAAGUACGUCAGAGAGGUGUACGGGGACUCCAUCAAACAGGAGUUCCAGGGCACGUUCUGUGGCAAGACUGGUCAGAGGCUCAAGCCCAGCAGUGCCUCAGGUCAAGUCAUGGUCCGCCAGGAGACAGCAGAGCCACGAAGCGCUCCACAGGCAUCAGAGCAGUAAAUACACACCUACACCUAUUUAAUAAUUAUUAUAUUUAUUAUUAAUUUAUUUUACCCUCGAGUUGCUGUGCUCCAUCGGGUUUGGCUUUGGAAUGUUAGCUGUCACAAAAGCAUCAGGUAUUGCCAGAGAGACAGACACAUCCAUUUGAUUGUUUUUUGAGGAGAGGAAAAGGAUUUGGGUGUUCUGUUUAUUUCUUUAUUACAACACCUUGAAAAAAUUUUUUUCCUCGAAAUGAUUAUUACCCCCCUUGACAGGGCAUGUACUCCAACAUGUACAUUUCCGUCUUGAUCUAGUUGGUCAUAUUUAUUUGAUCAGAGAUUUCAUAAAUGUUUAUUUUGCUAAAAAGUGUUAAAGUUCGACUGAUAUUUGAAACGAGCUUCCCUUCCAAACCUCAUGAAUGACAAUAAUUAAAACAGGUGAAGGUUUUAAGUUUCAGACCAUGGAAGUAACAUUUCAACAUGGUUUUGAGGGUCUUGAUUGUCCAAUGCAAGUUUAACUGCACUCCAGGACUCCUAUGGAUCAGGUUAGUGUACAUGAGGAAGAAGGAGAUAUGUUUUUUUUUAUACAACUUUACAUAAUUGUGAUUCUUUAUGAGCCAAAAACCUUUUUAUAAAAAAGAAGAGUACUUUACUGAAAGUCGUGCACAGGAGGCACUGUUUCUCUACGAUAGAAGAGAAUGUAUGAAAAUCUAUGCACUCACUAACUGUAAGUCGCUCUGGAUAAGAGCGUCUGCUAAAUGACUAAAAUGUAAAUGUAAGAGGAGUUGAAAACGUGGUGAUCCACUGACUAGAUUUCAGUUUAGUUAACAGAUGUAAUAUAGUUAUUUUUAAUAUUACGUGCAUCUUUGAUAUCUGCAAUUGUAAUUUAUUUAGAAUGUGUUUUAUACAGGGUUGUUUAGUACUUGUGGCAACAGUAAACCACAUUAACAACAAAUGUAGCCUUCUAAAUGUAUAUUGUUCAGUGUUGUUCCACUCUGUACAUACAACUCUGGAACUCUUUCCUAAGUUACUGUGACAGUUUUUCAUAUUACAUUGAUUAUAUUAGAUAUUAUAAAAUAAAUGUGACUUAAUUUACUUGCCUUUGUUUAUCUCCUGAUUGUUUUAUUGCAUAAACAUUCAGUUGGUUAACUUUAUGUAGAAAAGAGUAAUGUUUUACUGAAAAGUGGCUUUAUUUGUUAUUUCUUACAACAUGGUGCUGUAGCAUCUUACUGUACAUACAACAGUCACCCACAAAUAAUAAAUAGUAUUUAAAGUCAUGUAUAUUUAAUAGUUACAGCACCGGUACAAAGUGGAUGUGGUUAUUGCAAAAUAAAAAAGGUAAAGCACACAAAUCUUUAAUGAGUUAUACUACAAUUGCAAUUUCUGAUGCAUC